GGCCCGGCCCCCGGGGCCAGACAGGCGGAGGGAGGCCGAACCGCCCCCCUCAGGUGUGUGCGGGGAGCUCGGCAUGAAGCUGAAGAAGCAGGUGACGGUGUGUGGGGCCGCCAUCUUCUGCGUGGCCGUCUUCUCCCUCUACCUCAUGCUGGAUCGGGUGCAGCAUGACCCUACUCGCCACCAGCACGGCGGCAACUUCCCCCGGAGCCAGAUCUCAGUGCUGCAGAACCGCAUCGAACAGCUGGAGCAGCUGCUGGAGGAAAACCAUGAGAUCAUCAGCCACAUCAAGGACUCGGUGCUGGAGCUGACGGCCAACGCCGAGGACCCCCCGGCCCAGCCCCCCGCCCAGCCCCCUGCCCAGCCGCCCUUCCGCGCGCUUAAUGGCUCCUGGGGGCUGCCGCCCGAGCCCCGGCCCAGCUUCCUGUCCAUCGCCCCCCAGGACUGCCAGUUUGCGCUGGGGGGCCGGGGCCAGAAGACGGAGCUGCAGAUGCUGGCCGUGUCGGAGGAGCUGCCCUUUGACAACGUGGACGGGGGCGUGUGGAAGCAGGGCUUCGACAUUCCUUACAGCCCCCACGACUGGGACUCCGAGAUCCUGCAGGUGUUUGUGGUGCCCCACUCGCACAAUGACCCAGGCUGGAUCAAGACCUUCGACAAGUACUAUGCGGAGCAGACCCAGCACAUCCUGAACAGCAUGGUGCUCAAGCUUCAGGAGGACCCCCGCCGACGCUUCCUCUGGGCCGAGGUGUCCUUCUUUGCCAAGUGGUGGGACAACAUCGGCGCGCAGAAGCGGGCGGCCGUGCGCAGACUGGUGGGAAACGGUCAGCUGGAGAUGGCCACCGGAGGCUGGGUCAUGCCAGACGAAGCCAACUCCCACUACUUUGCGCUCAUCGACCAACUCAUCGAGGGACACCAGUGGCUGGAGAGGAAUCUGGGAGUGACCCCUCGGUCCGGCUGGGCCGUGGACCCCUUCGGACACAGCUCGACGAUGCCCUACCUGCUGCGCCGCUCCAACCUGACCAGCAUGCUCAUCCAGAGGGUCCACUACGCGGUCAAGAAGCACUUCGCCGCCACCCGCAGCCUGGAGUUCAUGUGGCGGCAGACGUGGGACCCAGACUCCGGCACGGACAUCUUCUGCCACAUGAUGCCUUUCUACAGCUACGACGUGCCCCACACCUGCGGCCCCGAUCCGAAGAUCUGCUGCCAGUUUGACUUCAAGAGGCUGCCUGGUGGGCGGAUCAACUGUCCGUGGAAGGUGCCACCCCGGGCCAUCACAGAGGCCAAUGUGGCAGAGAGGGCGGCCCUGCUCCUGGAUCAGUACCGCAAGAAGUCCCGGCUGUUCCGCAGUAACGUGCUGUUGGUGCCGCUGGGGGACGACUUCCGCUACGACAAGCCCCAGGAGUGGGACGCCCAGUUCUUCAACUACCAGCGCCUCUUCGACUUCCUGAACGGACAGCCCGGCCUCCGGGUCCAGGCCCAGUUUGGCACGCUCUCCGACUACUUCGACGCUCUGUACAAGAGGACUGGGGUGGAGCCUGGCGCCCGGCCGCCCGGCUUCCCGGUGCUAAGCGGGGAUUUCUUCUCCUACGCCGACCGGGAGGACCACUACUGGACCGGCUACUACACCUCGCGGCCCUUCUACAAGAGCCUGGACCGCGUGCUGGAGGCUCACCUGCGGGGAGCGGAGAUCCUGUUCAGCCUGGCCAGCGCCCACGCCCGACGCUCGGGCCCCACCGCCAGCCGCUACCCCCUGUCCGACUACGCCUCGCUGACCGACGCCCGGCGCACCCUGGGGCUCUUCCAGCAUCACGACGCCAUCACGGGCACCGCUAAGGAGGCUGUGGUGGCCGACUACGGCGUCAGGCUCCUGCGUGCCCUGGUCAGUCUCAAACGGGUCAUCGUCAAUGCCGCCCAUUACCUGGUGCUGGCGGACAAGGACACGUACCACUUCGACCCGGACGUGCCCUUCCUCAGCUCGGACGACACCCGCUCGAACCACGACGCUCUGCCCGAGAGGACCGUGAUCCGCCUUGACUCUGCCCCCCGCAGGUUUGUGGUGCUGUUCAACCCACUGGACCAGGAGCGUCUGUGCCUGGUGUCUCUGCUGGUGACUUCCCCCUACGUGCGGGUUCUGUCCGAAGAGGGCCGGCCCUUGUCGGUCCAGCUCAGCGCCCACUGGGCCUCGGCCACCAGCAUGGCGCCCGGCAUCUAUCAGGUAUCCGUGCCAGCCCGCCUGCCCGCCCUGGGCCUCAGCGUCCUGCAGCUGCUCCCGGGCAGAGACGGGCAGCGCACGCUGCCCUCGUCGGUGCAUAUCUACCUGCAUGGCCGCCGGCUGCCCGUCAGCGACCACGAGGCCUUCUCGGUGAGGGUCAGCGAGGCUGCGGACGGAGAUUUCGCCCUGAGCAACCGCUACAUGCAGGCCUGGUUCUCCGGACGUACCGGGCUCUUGAAGAGCAUCAGACGACUGGACGAGGAGCAGGAGCAGCGGGUGGGCAUGGAGUUGGUUGUGUAUGGCACCCGCACCUCUAAGGACAAGAGCGGAGCCUACCUCUUCCUCCCUGACGGCGAGGCCAAGCCCUACGCCCCCAAGGAGCCCCCCGUGCUGCGGGUGACCGAGGGCCCCUUCUUCUCCGAGGUGGCCGCCUACUACCAGCACGUGCAGCAGGUGGUCCGGCUGUACAACCAACCAGGGGCAGAGGGACUGUCCCUAGAUGUCUCCUCCCUGGUGGACAUCCGCGACCACGUCAACAAGGAGCUGGCCCUGCGCAUCCAGACGGACAUCGAGAGCGACGGAGCCUUCUUCACCGACCUCAAUGGCUUCCAGGUGCAGCCCCGCCGACACCUGAAGAAGCUGCCCCUCCAGGCCAACUUCUACCCCAUGCCCGUCAUGGCCUACAUCCAGGACCGUCACAACCGCCUCACCCUGCACACCGCCCAGGCCCUCGGGGUGUCCAGCCUGGCCAGUGGCCAGCUGGAGGUAAUCCUGGACCGGCGACUGAUGCAGGAUGAUAACCGGGGUCUGGGCCAGGGCCUGAAGGACAACAAGCCCACCUGCAACCGCUUCCGCCUGCUGCUGGAGCGCCGCACGGCCUCCCCCAAGGUGUCAGACAGCCCCCCCACCGGCUUCCCGUCUCUGCUGAGCCACCUGAGCUCCAUGCACCUGAACGCUCCGGUGCUGUCCCUGCCCGUGGCCGCGGACCGGCCGGCCGGCCCCACCCUGCGCUCCUUCCGGCCCUUCUCCUCUGCCCUACCCUGCGAUGUGCACCUGCUCAACCUGAGAACCCUCCAGGCCGAGGACGACACCUCGCCCUCCACUGACGCCGCCCUCAUCCUCCACCGCAAGGGCUUCGACUGCGGCCUGGAGGCCAAGAACCUGGGCUUCAACUGCACCACGAGCCAGGGCAAGGUGGCCCUGGGGAGCCUGUUCCGAGGCUUGGACGUGACCUCCCUGCAGCCCACCUCGCUGACGCUGCUGUAUCCGCUGGGCUCGCCCUCCAACGGCACCGACGUCCAGCUGGACCCCAUGGAGAUCGCCACCUUCCGCCUCCGCCUGGGCUAGUAUCCCCCAGGGACCGUCGGGGAUCGCUCCCGUGUGCCCAAGUUUGCCGCCCUGUCCUGCUACGGCUGGCGGGCUGGAAGCCCCCUCCCCAGCUUCCCCCCUAGGGACAGGCUGGGUCUUGCCCCCUGUUCUCUAUUUAUUGUUGCUUCGGUGUUGGAGGGCCGCCCCGGGGGCUGGACCCGGGCUAAAGGGGACGGGGCUGCGGUGGCUGGUCACUGGGUCGGGGAGCCCCCGGCGUGGCAGUGUGAUGUUUCGGGGUGCAUGAAACAAUGCCCUCCCUUCUGGCUGCUGCCUUGCAGUACGAGAAGGUGCCCAGACUAGCAUGGACACCUAGAAGAGCGGCGGGUCCAAGGACCGCCACCACCUGCUUUGGUGGGGCGGGGACUUGAGGGGCAAGGUGGGGCCCGUCCGUCUCUGCUCCCGCCCCCCAGAGGCCCCCAGAGGGGAGGGGGCCUUGACAGAGCCCCCCCAUCCCUCCCGGCAAGGCGGAGCUGACCAUCUCUCCAGCUCCAAAGGAAACCCCUCGAGAGGGCACAGUGUGUGUCCAGAGUGGGCAGGCGUUCGGCACUGGGCCCGGGUCUGUGGCAACUGCUGCUGGUUUUUGUCCCGGGUCCAGGGUGGCCACUCCCUUGUCCAUCAGGCCGCCCCCGGGGCCGGGCUGCAGCGGAGAGUGGCGGGGAGGACUCUGGGUGGAAAUGGAGGCGGGGACUGUGGCUGUGUGCCCACUGCACCCAUGUGAACAAAAUUCCAUUGGAAACUCAGCACUGGCUCUGCCCUUUGUGUCACGGUGGGUAGCUGGCAGGGCCCCAGGAGAUCAGCGGGCUGUGGUCACCAUGGUGAGAGAAGUCCAGCCGGCCUGGCCCCGGUCCCGGCCCGCGGCUGCCCGAGGCUGGCCUCUUUCUCGGGGGUGGGAGUGGGGAGCCUCCACGCCACCCUGGGCGAAGGGGGCGGUCUCUGCUCGCUCCCUCCCUCUUCGCCACUCCUGGCAGCGUUGGUCACUCUGAGCCGCCGGGCCCCCGGUGAGCAACCAGUUUGGUUCUUCACCCUCUGUCCCCAUCCAGCUGGCAGGUGCCCCCGGCAGCUCCGGACAGUUGUCCCUGUCGGUCGCUUGGCGCUAGCUGACUUCCAAGUGCAGUUGGCCUUUUGGGUCGGGCCCUGCCCCUCCAGCCUCUGCCCACGCCCCAGACCCCUGGCUAUGUUGGCCUCUCUGUUCCCCCAGACCCUGCUCCCCCAGCCCUGUUGUCACCCCAGACCCCUGCCUACAUCGGGCCUCUGCUUCCUCAUCCUCUGCUCUCUAGUUUACCCCCACGCCCAGGCCCAAGUCCCCGACCUCUCUGCUCGGGCCCUGCUCCCCCUUCACUCAGGCCCAGUCCCUGCUCUUCCGGCUUCCAACCCCAGCCUGGACUCCUGCCCCACAUUCGGCCUCCCUCUGGGUCCCGUUCCUCCAACCCCUCUUCGCUCACAGCCUCUCAUCCACUCCCCAGACUCACCUGGCUCACACUAGGCCUCUGCUCCCCAAGGGCCCUGCCCACCCUAGGCUCCUAUUCCCUGGCCUUUGCCCAUGCCUGGGGCUUGCUCCCCAAACCCUGGGUCCUUUCUUCCUUGGCUUCACCCCAAGUCUCCUCUCCACUGGCCUCCAUUCCCAGAAUUCACUCCUCCCCCAGCUCCCUUUCUUUCUGGCACCCACCAGAAGCACCCCACCCACCCACUCCCUCCAUCCAGUUCUGAUGGGAGUGGGGUGACAGCCCGGAAGCGUCUUCCCCUUCAUUCGUUUUCAGGGCAAGCUGCCUCUGUUCCCCUUUCCCCCCCACUCUUGGGAGCUGGCCCUUUCAAACUCCGUCCUGUACCCAGUUCUCCCCUUCUGGAUGGAAGUCUCGUGAAGUAAGAGGUCAGGUCCUGACAAUGCACAAAAAGGCACUACCAACUGUCUUUGCUGGAGUCCCCCCAGCUGUCUGAUUCCUGUCAGCCUCCGGGCUUGGCCUGGGCCUGAGCCUUCUGACCCAGUGUUCGCCUGGGGGAGGCCGCCACUCUCUGGGGACGUGCUCUCUGGGAACAUUCACUCUGGUCACUCAGAAGCCGCCCGGGGGAGUCAGGAUUAGAACCUAGGUCCUUCUGACUCCCAGCCCAUUGCUCUGUCCACUAGGCCACACUGUUUCUCCGGCUUGGUAGAAGUGUUCUCUGCCCUUGAGGAGCAAACGGCCUAGGUGAGGAGCUUAAGAAGAGUUGGGUGGUCCUUCAAUAAAUCAAUCAGUUAUAAUUAUUGAG
Tachyglossus aculeatus (Australian echidna) is the source of this 5821-nucleotide messenger RNA. RefSeq names its product mannosidase alpha class 2A member 2 (gene MAN2A2). Lineage: Eukaryota; Metazoa; Chordata; Mammalia; Monotremata; Tachyglossidae. Gene Ontology annotation, cellular component: Golgi membrane. The transcript is spliced from 23 exons. Bases 74 to 3556 code for a protein of 1160 amino acids. The record is from RefSeq and is a predicted model, not a curated record. Gene Ontology annotation, molecular function: carbohydrate binding; alpha-mannosidase activity. Gene Ontology annotation, biological process: N-glycan processing; mannose metabolic process; protein deglycosylation.